UAGGCCUGCACGAACCCACUAGCGGCACGGCAGUUAAUAAGUAGCUCCCGUUCCCCAAGUUUAAGCCUUUUCUAUCUCCCUCGUGCAUAGCCAAGCACGUAGAGAAACGUCCCCGAGAACCGGAACCAUGGCAAGCAUCAAUCCCCUCAACGUGUACAGAGGUCCAGACUCUGUUCGCAAUUAUUUUGACCCGGAUUCGUCGCCUCCGCUGCCGCUCGUCGAGAUACCCGACUGUCUUAAUCCCUAUCGGAAAGAUGGCGUGCGCAUAUAUGCCAAGAUGAUGUCGAUGCAUCCAGCCAAUAACGUCAAGGCCGUUCCAGCUAUGAACCUCCUCGAGAAGAGCGUGGAUCCAGACAAGACAAAGACCAUAAUUGAGUACAGCUCGGGUUCGACGGUGAUAUCCAUGUCGAUGGUAUCCCGGGUGUUUUAUAACCUGCCCGAUGUCCGAGCAUACCUAAGCAACAAGACGAGCACGGCCAAACUGCGGUUGAUGCAGUUCUUCGGACUAGACAUUACACUGUUUGGUGGGCCGUCUCAGGCAGAGCCACUCGACGACCGCGGGGGCAUCAGGGCCGCAGAGAGGCUGGCCCAAACCUCUGAGUCUAUGGUCAACCCAAAUCAGUACGAGAACCACGACAACUGGAAAGCUCACAUCAGAUGGACUGGCCCCCAGAUCUUUCGGCAGUUGCCUGAGAUUAGCUUGAUCUGUGCUGGCAUGGGAACUUCGGGAACUAUGACUGGCCUAGGCAUAUACUUCAAGGACGUCAAGCCCUCUGUGUUCCGUCUCGGGGUGUGCACGAAAGCAGGUGACCGGGUGCCGGGGCCACGGUCAUAUGCGCUGCUCGCACCUGUCGAAUUCCCUUGGAAGUCGUCUGUGGAUCAUCUCGAACACGUCAGUGCUCUCGAUUCUUACUCGAUGUCGCUCGACCUCUGUCGGCAAGGAAUCAUUUGUGGGCCAUCGUCCGGAUUCAACCUGAGAGGGAUUUUCCAGUACAUUGAGAAACGGAAAGAUGAUGGUACUCUUUCCGAGCUGGCCGGGCCGGAUGGAGACAUCCACUGUGUCUUCCUCUGCUGCGAUCUCCCGUACCAGUACAUCAACGAGUAUUUCGACAAGCUUGGGGAGUCGUACUUCCCCGUGAUCAAGAACGAGCGACUUACAAAAGUCGAUCUCUACAGUUACGACAAGAAGUGGGAAAGAAAAGCGUCAGAAGCACUGCACGAAUUUUUCCAAGUUGACAAGGUGUUGGCCAAUGAUCUUCUGUCCACCCCGACGCCAGGCCACGGGGAUAUCAUAGGGUUGGAGGGUUCGAUUACUCCCAGGCCAGAUGCUACAAUUAUCGAUCUUCGACAGGCAUCGGACUUUGAGCAGUUUCACUUCUCUAGCUCUGUCAACUUGCCAUUCGUUCACCCGAGCACUCCGAGACCAUUCUCGGACGCCGCAGUCCUCGAGUCGCUGUGGAAGAGACUGGACGCGACAUUCGGGCAGCCAACCCAAGAGCUUCGGGAAAUCCUCCACGGAAAGCGUGUUCUAAUACUCUGCUAUGACGGCGACAGCUCCCGUGUGGCAGUCAGUGUAGUGCGGGCGAAAGGGUACGUGGCUGAUAGCAUACGAGGUGGGUUUGAAGUACUUGGGAACUUACAAAGGGCCAUAUCGAUAGCUCAGGAGGUCCAUCCAAUGAAGGAUUUGUAUUCGGAUCUCACUAACAGACAGAGGGAAUUAAGCUGUCUCAACGAAGUCUAGUUACAAACACCACCUGACCGGUUUUUGUCUGCAGUUACAUAUUUUUUUUAGAUAUGUUGCCUGAAAUUAGACGUUUUGGAUGGGAUUUGUCUUAGCUUGGCGUGGGUCACAGCGGCAAUGACGAAGACGACGACAACAACGACGACAAUGAGCCAAAUCUAUCUUAAUACGAAGAACGUCGUCAACGGAGACAAGAUACCACAAUGCCUUACGCCCUGCACAUCGCCCAGCUCGAUA
Molecule: messenger RNA, 1978 nt
Organism: Phialemonium atrogriseum
Lineage: Eukaryota; Fungi; Ascomycota; Sordariomycetes; Cephalothecales; Cephalothecaceae
Product: tryptophan synthase beta subunit-like PLP-dependent enzyme
Exons: 7
Coding region: 128-1741 (537 amino acids)
Cellular component (GO): cytoplasm
Molecular function (GO): cysteine synthase activity
Source: RefSeq, a predicted model, not a curated record